Molecule: messenger RNA, 2837 nt
Organism: Oreochromis niloticus (Nile tilapia)
Lineage: Eukaryota; Metazoa; Chordata; Actinopteri; Cichliformes; Cichlidae
Product: G protein-regulated inducer of neurite outgrowth 2
Exons: 3
Coding region: 1157-2626 (489 amino acids)
Biological process (GO): neuron projection development
Cellular component (GO): plasma membrane
Source: RefSeq, a predicted model, not a curated record
UUAUUUAGAACCAAAUCACAACAACAGUCAUUACAUUUAUAUUGUAAGAGAAAGAACCCCACCAGUCAGACCAGCCUCUAGCAGCUAAAACAGUAUGUACACACUCCAAGCUGUCUGAGUGUUAUACGUUAACUUGUCACCAUCAUAGGUGGGCCCUUUUCAUGUUUUCUGUCAGAAAUGAAAAUACAAAUCAGUGAGUUGAAUGACGGAGUCGGUCAUACACAUUAAAAGUCCCCAGCUGAUUUCUUUUAGUUGUGUCAUUCCUACGUGGGAAAAAACAAGUAUUGCAGUUUCCAUAGCAACAGAGAUAGUGCUGAAGAGUGGGUUGGUGUUGGGUGGCAGAGCGGCAGUGAGGUAGAGCAAGGAAUAAGACGAGGAAAAACAGAGUUUGAGACUGAAGCACUACCUGAGGUCAGAGUGAACUACGCAGAAGAAGAAAAGAAGAAAGUGUAAACGCCGAGAUGGACAAGGAGAGACAGGCUGUUGUCUUUAUUUCUCUGUAGUGUACACAUUCAUUCAUACGUCAGCCCUGCUUCCCAGGUGGAGGGGCAAACACGCCAGCUGCCUGACUAUCUCCUCCCAUCAUUCCCCCUCCCCCUCCAUCCAUCGCCUUCUACAGCCGGAUAAGGCAACUACAAAGCAGGCAGACUCGCCAUUACAGAACACAAGAUUUGAAGAGUGCAUCCUGGCAUUUGUAAUCAGAUGCAAGGGGGGAUUAUCUCGAGGUCUCCUCCAUUUUGUGCACAGCUGGGAGCUGCUGAGAAAAAAGAGGGAGAAGAAAAGGAUCGGAUGUGUGUGAAUGAAGUGGAGUUAGACAGAGACAGGGAAAGGGGUCACCUGUGGAUAUGAGGAGGAGGAGGGCUUUCUAAGGAACUGCAACCAUCACCCAACACACAAAAGGAAGAGGACAGAGUGUCAGCAGCAAGUAGAUCACUGUAAAGCUCUUCCCUUUAGGGGUCAACAUAGCAGGUCAUCUGCCUUCAUUUCACCCUAUCCUUACCAUUCUCCUCUGGCACACCAGCCCUUUGCAUCUCCUCCUUCACUACAUCCAUGGAUCUUUUUUGCGGUCUUCCUCAUUUCCUCCUGUUUGCAGCUCCAUCUUCAACUUUGUUCAGCAUAUCCACUGUCCUUCUAGUGCACAACUCCAUGGUCUUCCAUGGCAGAGGCAGGGCAUCCUAUGUCAGAGCUGCAUCCAAUGGGAGGAACUAUUCCACUGCAGCCUAUUUUUUCCAGCCAGUCCGUCUUUGAGACCACAGAGACACCUACACAAGUAACAUCACCCUCUGGACUGCCUCAACGACCAGGUUACAACUGCCAGGAGAAAUCCACCAGUGAAAUCUAUGAAGAACAAUGCCAUUCAACUCCUACUGCAACAGAAACUGCUAAACACCAACAAAGCCCAUCUGAACACUUACCGCUCAUCAUGGCUUCCAAUCACCCACUUCGUCCAGUUGUGACAGAAACACUUUCAGAUAAUUAUGAGAUAGUUGUGAAUACAAACACUGAUGAUCCUGAGACUACAGAGCAGAAUGUAAAGCUGGCCUCCCUCAUUGUUCACAGGAGUCACUCAGACACUUUGCCUUUGGCGAAAACUGAAAUCGCUUACCACAGCAGAGAUGCAAGCGUCCAAGAGGCUGAGACUCACUCCAUGCUAGCUUGCAAGCAGCCCAUGCAGCUACAUCAGUGCAACACUGUUACCACUAUUUGCAGUGGAGAAUGUAGCUUACAGCAUCCUCAGAGGAGAGGUCUCUGUAUCUCAUCUGAUGACGCAGAUAUCAAAGGGCAGUGUCAAGGAGAAGGCGGCCCUCUUUCCACUAAAUGUGACAAGCCACACUGUUGCAGCUCCUAUAUCCACCAUGCCAGUUUUGAGGAUACAUUUGCUGCCUACUGCCAUCCUCAGCCUAUUCCAGCCCCCUCGCAGAUGCUGCCACGUCUGGCAGGCUCCAGUAUCCAGCCUCCAGUACCACCUCCUUCAACAGGAAACCACCUUACACUGCCUCGCCUCUUCUCCUCUGUUAGUGAGACAGGGUUAGAUGCCAAACAUCUGCUGCACUGCUGCAAUCUGAGCUGCUCCUGGAUUAGUUCACUGCCGCCUGAUGCUGGCCCACAAUGCUCCCAAAAAAACUUAGGUAAAGAUGACUGGUGCAGUACGACAACUGGCCAAGAAAGAAUCACAACACGUGACAUGGGAACUAUGACAGCCCAAAAAGUUCUGAGAGAUAUCGGGGUGCAGACAAAUCAGACCACCGGUUCUCAUGUGUUCCCUCAGAUCUAUCUGGCAGAAGCUAACAAGAGUAAGAUGUCUUCUAGCCAGACUGACAGCGACAGAGACAAAAAAGCAGGUGGUGCGCCUAAGUCCCCAGUCAAGGAAGUGAAGUGGGAUGCAGAAGGGAUGACAUGGGAAGUGUAUGGGGCGUCCGUGGACCCUGAGGAGCUGGGUCUCGCCAUCCAGAAACACCUUGAGCUGCAGAUCAAGGAGACAGCAAACCGUGCGGCCAAGCUCUCACAGCAAAACCCCAACCCCUCCCGGGAAGUCAGGAAUGCUGGCUGUCACAGAAAGAGAAGGAUGAUGGGCUACCUCCAAUCUCCGGCUUGCUGCAGUUGCAGCUCUGCAGCUGUUGAUUAACUGAGCACCUGACAGAUGGACAGGACCUGAACACUGUGCUUAGUAGCCAGAAGGGCUGCUCAUAGCGUCAACCUCAAAUGUCUGGAUGAUACUGCAUUCUUAUAAGACAAACCUCUGUACCAAAUUGAAUGGAAAAACUUUUCAUAAAGUGAUCCUUAUUCAAAAAUUGUAAAGAUUAUGAAAGACUGAUAAUGAUUAAAGAUCACUAUGA